Messenger RNA from Paramecium octaurelia, 3984 nucleotides. Lineage: Eukaryota; Ciliophora; Oligohymenophorea; Peniculida; Parameciidae. The record is from the annotation of a GenBank genome assembly.
AUGCUGAACGAGUCGUAAGAUAUCGCAAGCAAAUUGCAAUGUUAAAUAUCAAAAGAAGUUAAUGAAGUAUUGCAAAUAGAAAAUAUUAAUCAAAAUGAAUAUGGAAUAUUCAGAACUAAAAAAGGACACCUUCUAAAAUUUGAUGAAUUCAAUGACUAUACUCUUGAUUAAGAUGUUUUAGUCUACAUUGAUAAAAAAGUGAAAAGUUAAUAUGUUGUAAGAUUCAUCAAUAAUCAUUUUAGAUGUAACUUGAAUACGAAAAGAAUUAUGAUAUUGAGUAAUAUGUUAUAGAGGGCAGAAAUUAUGUCUACAUUAGAACAAAAUUAGUGAAUAUGUAGAAUAAAUAAGAGAUAAUAAAUUUGCAUUUAUUAAAUAUAUAUCAGCAAGGGUCUAUUAAAUAACUAAUACAGGAAACUCUGAAUGGACUUUAGUUUAGCUUUAAAUUUAAGGAUCAAUAAGAUUAUUUUGUAUAGAUCAUAUUUGCUACUUUGUUUGAGAAUGAUUUUAAGGGAACUGAAUCAUAAGUGACUAAUUUAAUUUAACAAAUAUAAAAACACUACAUCUCAUGCAAAGUAAAUGAGUGUAAAAGGGAUAAGGAACUAUUUCAUUCGCUUUAAAGUGUCUAAUUAUAACAAAUUGCUCCAAAAUUUAUAAAAUAAUGUAAAUAUAUUUAUAGAUAUAAUUAGGCUCAUUAAAGACAUCUUAAUCUAUCUAGUACUACACAUUAAUCAACUCAAUUUAUGCUGCCAAUGUUGAAUUGGAGAAGAAUGAAAUUAACUUUAAUAUUGAGUUUACAUUAGAAUGCAUAAAAUUGAUAAGCUACUCUGAAGAGAGAAAUCAAAUCAAGAUGGAAUUUGAUUAAUACUUUUGCAUUGACAAUCUGAUAUAUCAUUUUAGAUUUAGUUCAAGUAGAAAUUAUUGAUUAAUUUAAGUUAGUUCAAAAUUAAUAAAGAUUUAACUAUUAUGUAAUACUCAUUUAAGUCAAUAAUGAUAUCAACCAAAACAAAUUGAUAGAAGAAUUGUUUUUUAUUAUAGAGAACUUAAAAUGUUAAAAGGCUAUCUCAUAAAGUAAUCGCAGUAUAGAAAAAAUGAUUUAAAUGAAUUCCUCAUUUAUUUAAUAGUAAUAUAAUGAAGGCAAAGAAUAAAUAAAAACUGAAGAUAAUACUUAGAAAAGUAGAUUUAUUGAAGAAAAAGUAGACAUUAAGAUAAAUGAAGAAAUUCAGUAGAUCAAUACAUAAUCAAAAUUAUUGUAUUCUAAUAAUAAUAAUGAAAAAUAUGAAGGAGUUUAAUUUAUAUAAAUCAACUAAUCAUAAGGAAGCAUACCAUAAAUAGAAAUUAAUGAAGACCUACCAUUAGAAGGAGAUUAAGAACCUAAGGAAGUAUAACAAGAAAUUGAUAUUUAACACGUAAAUAAUGAUGAUAUCUUUGAUUAACCAUUACAGGUUGAAGAAUAAUAGCAUUAAUAAAGGUUAAAUUAGAUAGAUUAAUAUGAAAAAAAGACUUAAGAAAUCCAAGAAUCUAUCAAUUUUAAUGAUUCUAAUAACUAAAAAUAGCAAGAAUAGAAAAUUGAAAGCAUAGUGUUUGAUGAAUAUAAUUAAUCAAGAAGAUAAUAGGAGAAUCUAGUAAACUAAAGUACAUAAAACAAUAAUCAGGAAGAACAUUUUUAGAACAAAGGUCAUAAUCAUUAAUAAUAAUAAUUGGAUGAUGAUCAAUAUGGAUAAAAUGAUCAUUAUGAUUAAUAUUAAACUCAUCAUUCUCAUCACCACCAUCAUCAUAAUCAUCAUCAUAGUGACUAAUUUAGAAGUACUUAAUAUGAAGAUGAAUAAUCUUACUCUGAAUACGAAAGACCAAUCCACCAUCACCAUCAUCAUCAUCAUUCAUUCCAUCAUCAUAAUCAUUAAUUUGAUAAUUCAAUUUAAGAAGAUUAAGACUUCAAUCUUAGAGGCUAAGAAGUUGUUUCUAAAAGAAAUAAUUUAAGAGGUAAAAAUUUUAGAAAUAAUUCUUUGUAUAAUAAUAAUGAUCCAGAAAUAAUUGAUAGAAUAAUUAUAGAGUAUAAUUUUUCUUAACAGGAAAAUCAAGAAUCAUAAAAUCAAUAGGGAGGUUAAUCAAAAAAGGAUCAUAAAAAAGAAAAUCCUAUCCCAGGCCCUAAAAAAUAAUAAAUCUAAUAUGGAGAGGAUGAAUCAUAAUCAUAAUAAAACAAUUCUUAAAAUAAUUAAAGUACUAACAAUAAUAAAGACAAAGAUAAAAAUAAGUAGAGUUCUGGAAAUUCAAAUAAUAAAUAAAAAAGUUAAAGUUAAAGUUCAUCAAAUGAUUAAGAAGAAGGGGGUAAUAAUGAAUAAGGUAAUGAUGAUUAAACAUAAAGUAAUAAAUAAGAUGGAUAAAAUAAACCAAAAACAUCAUCCACUUAAAAAUAAAAUAAUAAAGAUAAGGAUGAUAAGUAAUAAUAAAAAGCAUCUUCAAAUAAAGCUGCAAAAGCUAAUAAAAGUGGAACCAAUCAGGAGGAGGAAGAAGCGAGCAAUUAAAAUAAUAAUGAGGAUGAUUAAAAUAACAAAGAAAAGCCAGUAUAAUCAAAAAAUAAGAGUAAUAAAGAAAAGUAAAAAGAAAAGGAAAAGGAAAAGGAAAAUUAGGAAGAAAAUGAAAAUUAGAACAAUGAUGAAACGGCUAAUUAAUAAGAACAAGAUUAGGAAGAACCGGCAAAAGAACAAGAAGAUGAAGAGCCUGCAAAAGAACAAGAGGAUGAAGAGCCUCCAAAAGAGCAAGAAGAUGAAGAACCUCCAAAAGAGCAAGAGGACGAAGAGCCUGCAAAAGAGCAAGAGGAUGAAGAACCAAAAGAAGAAUAAUAAUAGGAAGAAAAUUAAGAAGAAUAAGAAGAGAAUGCUUAAAAUAAAUAAAAGUCAAAAACAAAAAAAAAAUAAUCAUAAGAAAAAGAUAAAAAAAAGAAAAAAAAAAAUCAAGAAAAAGCAGAAGAUUAAGAAGAAGAAAAUAUAGAAAAUUAAAAUGAAGAGGGGUUAUAUGAUUUUAAUGGCAGAUACAUACCGAAUGAUCCAUUUUAUGAACAUAGGUAAUCAAAAAGAGGAAGAGUUCCUUUUAAUUAUCCAACAAGAUAUCCAUUUCAAGAUGUAUUUGAAGAUGAACGAUUUUGGAGAUAUGAAACUAUGAGAAGAUAAUAAGUAAGAUAUCCGUUUAAUGGAUAUCCUUAUAGACAUCGAAAAUAAUCAGUUGAUCAUUCACCCUUUCCACAUGUUAACUCUUAUUAUAAAAUGCAUCCAUAUCAGCAAUAGACUUAUCAUUGUUCACCAUGGGUUGGAAGAGACUUUUAUCCUGAUACUGGUUAUGGAAUGAGUAGAGUAACUGCUGCUUAUAAGGGUAGAUACACAGAUCCUGAUUAAGUCUUAAGAGAUUUAACAAUUAGACAAUAAUAAUAAAAACAAUGGAAAAAAUCGAUGUAAUAAUAUAGAGAUUAAGUCGGAUAUAAGUAAGGAGAUUAUGAUCUUGAUUUUUAACCAAAUUAUUCUUAAUCAUAUGAGGAUAUUGUAUAAUAAUAUCCUGAUUAUGAUUCAACAAUUUAGGACCCAAGUUAAUUUCAACCUUAUCAGGAGGAUUAAAAAAAGACCCAUGAUUAUUUGAAUGAUCCUUAAUAUAAAUUUAGAUAGGGAAGAAAACCAUUAGUAAAAAAUGAUAGAAUAAAAACAUUUAAUCGUUAAUAAGAAGAUGUGAAUGAUUGUUUUGUGGUUUAUGAUUAAUGCAAUUUCUAAGGAAAUAGAUUAGAUUUAUGUGGAGAAUAUCCAGACAUUCCAUAAUAUAUAGAUGGAUUUAAGAUUUUCUCAUUUAUUGUCCCUGAUAAUCUAUAAAUAAGAUUUUUUCAAUCAACAGAUUUUGAAAGUACUAUUAUUCUUAAAUUAAUUAGACAAUUUUUAAAAUGUUGAAGGAACAUCAGAUUGUUUAAAAGUUCCAUAUGAAUUAGUUCCAAAUUUAAAAUAAUGA